GAGGUGUUCAAACGUUUUCCCGACUCCUCUCAUGCCACGAGGCAAUGGUUUUCUGACUAACCUCUCGCGUUUAGCUCUAGUGAUUCUAAACAAUAAUAAUUGUAUCUCAAAUCACUUCACGCGUCAGACGGUGUGGUUUCUGUGGCAAAUGAAAUUCAAACAGAAUAAUGACCUUUUGUCAACUGAAAUUUCGUUCGGAUUUUAAUUCACUUUCUGUGGUGUUUUUUUAGUUUUGGUUUCGUUCAACUCAGUUCAUCGCAGAACAUACUUAUUGAAAUCGUUACCGUAUUAACUGGAAAACGUCUUGUAAAGAAUGUGGUAUUAAUACUGCGGUAGUUAUGAUGCAUUAAUUGGCGUGCAGUGGAGCACUAUAAUAAAGAAGUAGAUUAGUGACAAAAUGAAAAUUUUUUUAAAACUGUCUGGUUUGUUGUGCAUAGAGAUUUUUUUAAGCAUAAUGGUUAGAAUACCCAAUCCUUGAUACUUGUGUGUCGGUAUCACAAUGUUCAACCACUUCAUAGAGUAGCGUUUAUAGGUUACAAAGUUAAAAUGUUCUGCAUUGCUGCUUCUUUGGUUACAAUGUUUCUGCUACAAUAUGCAAGGAAGGAUGUGGUUGGUUAUCAGCUAGAUGUUCGAAGAGUGGACCGAAUUGUUUUGGAUAACUCAGAGAUUGAUGAAGGAAAUCUACAUAAGUUUCUAAAAGAACAUGAGAGGGUUUUGAUAUUUGGAACAAACGUAAUCGAUAAUUUUAACAUCGUCACCGUUAAAAAGAAGAGAAGGACAAUCCGUUCAUCUGACAGGUUCAUCAACUUCAAUCUCAGCAAUAGCAGUGAUGAAUCUAUUUCGUUACGGCUAGAAAAAUCCAACAUACUGAUAGAUGAAGCAUUUGCUUUUCUCGAGAGCUACGGAAAUUUGACACAACUCAUGAAUGACUCCUACAAUGUAGUGCAAAAAUACGCAAACUGUUUCUAUCGCAAUGACCAUGCAGCUUUCGACCUUUGUGAUGGUGAAGUGAGAGGUGUAGUUAGAUCAGUUCAUUCCGAACUGAUUAUUCAUCCACUGCCCAAACGAUUUGGUUCAAACAAAUACGUGGUAAUAAAUAAAACUCCAACGUAUACUCGCAUUAACCAGACUGAUAAAAGCAUCAAAUUUGAACCAGAUAUGUCUUUUUACGAACCGCAAAGGUUAUUUUUCGACAAAUUUAAGCGGAGCAAACGACAAUUAAAUACUGCCAAAAUUCCGAAUGUACUAUAUAUUGAGACUGCUAUUUUUAUAGACAAGGAUUUGUAUAGACAUAUGUUUAAGAAUUUUCCCAAAAAUACGGAGGCUAAUCUGAUUCGCUUCGUCCUAGCAAUGAUAAAUGGAGUUCAAUUAAUAUACAACCAUCCAUCACUGGGACACCCGAUUAAUUUCAUCCUCAAACGAUUAGAAGUUCUACACAAUGAACCAAAAGAUCUUCAGCGAUCAAGCGAUAUCGACAUAUACCUUAAUAGCUUUUGCGGUUGGCAACAAAAACUGAAUCCUGUUUCCGACGAUGAUCCAGUACAUUUUGAUCAUGCAGUAAUACUUACUGGGCUAGAUUUAUACGUUUUGAGCAAAACUGGGAAAGCAAGCAACCAAGUUGUUGGACUUGCUCCUGUGGCCGGUAUGUGCACAAGGACUUCCAGUUGCACCAUCAACGAGGGGAAACAUUUUGAGAGUGUGUUUGUGGUAUCCCACGAGAUUGGCCACAAUCUAGGAAUGCGUCAUGAUUCAUCCGAGAAUAACUGCGACCCGAGCUUGUAUAUCAUGUCUCCUACCCUUGGAAGUGGUAAAACUACAUGGUCGGCCUGUAGCCGCAACUAUUUGAAUUCUUUUUUAAAAACUAGUCAGGCACUUUGCUUGUUUGAUAGAGGACAAUUCGGACAAUAUUUGGACCAUGGCUCGGAAGGCAUCCUACCAGGAGAACGUUUCGAUGUCGAUCAACAAUGCAUGCUUAAAUAUGGAAAAGAUAGUGUUCGUUCCCAAGGUCAGAAUAUUGCUGAUGUUUGUCGAGAUCUCCACUGUCAAAGAGAUAGAUAUACAUGGACCUCUCACCCUGCAUUAGAAGGAACAUCGUGUGGAACAUUAAUGUGGUGUCGAAGCGGAGUGUGUGUAUCGAAAAUUCGGAUUUUAUCCGUGCAAUCAAAUGGAAAUUAUGUUACUGCUUUUAAAACUAUAGAUAAAAAGACAUUUUUAGAAGGCUUGAAGACUGCCAGCCUAAAACAAGAUAUUUCUCGAACUCUUGUUUCUGUUCCCAAAUGGAAUGUUUGGGGCAAUUCGACUGAAUGUGAAUCUGGUUGUUUAUACGGAGAAUCCGGUAGAUUAAAGGAAGGUAGCGUUGGUUUGCGACAAUAUACCAGAAAUUGCAAUGAUAAAAGAAAUGCAUGCAUUGGACUAAACAAAAAAUAUGAAACAUGUAUUGCAAAACAGUGCUACAAUAUUGUUCGAACCACAAUACUUGAAUUCGCGAACCAAAUUUGCGCUCGUGCCAAAGAAUUUGAUUCCGAUAUUUUGGGCCCGGGAAUACAAAAAGUGGCAAUUGAUGCAGAAGACGCAUGUAAAGUUUUCUGUGAAUCGACAACUGGUAAACCUAAAACAAAAGGGUGGAUAUUUCCAGACGGAACCGCUUGUAAAAUUCAAAAUUCGGAUAUUGAUGAUUUAUUUUACUGCAUCAGCGGAAGGUGUCAGAAAUUUACCUGCAACAGUUCAACUGAGAACUUCUACCGAAUAGAUCCUUUUUUUUGCCCCGAAAGUCUCUCUUCUACCGACAAAUAUAGUAACAGCAUUCAGCAAGAAAACGGCCGUGAUUACAAAAGUUUGAAGUUGAAAAAAUAUAUAUGGUCUUCUACUCAAGCACCGGCUAAGAUAUCGCAAACAAACAAACAUUUGUACAAUUCUAAUUUAAACAAGGAAAUUAGCUACGAACAAUGGAAUACUAGACAUCAUGAUACGUUAUCGCAGCUGCGAGCGCGGGCAAAUAAAUGGGAAGUCAAAUCAGGUUGUCACUUUAGUUGCAUAGGAAAAGCCAAGGGAAUCCAAAUAGUGGCCUCAAAAAUUGACAUUCGAACAAACAUUCAACUCUGCACACCGAAUGCAAUUGCAUGCGAUAAGGUUUCAACAACGUUCGAAUUCGCGACAGAGUUAUGCAAGCGCUUCCAACAGAAGGUACAAGGUCUAUCCGGUUUAGGUAUGCAAAUUGCAUCUAGUAUAGAGGAUCCGGAUAGAAGUUGUCGUGUUGCAUGUCAGGAUGCUUUUUUACAACAUCGUUUUUAUUUAGUGAAUGGAGAACAAGGACAUUUCCCUUUCGGAACUCGCUGUAAUCACAACGAAUUAAAUCGUUAUUGUGUUAAUGGCCAAUGCUUGCGUUUUGGCGAAGACGACACACCAGUUAAUGAAUCAUAUAACAGUUUACCACAUUUACGGAUCAAAAGACACGUAAGAAGGAAAAAGAGGCAUUUCGAUUUUUUUUCGCCUAUUAACAUUACUGAACGAGUUAGUCAAAAAUUUCUUGACACGUUGAUAGAGAAUAUCGAUUUUACCAAUAUAAAAGGCGAUAUAUUGGAAGACAGCAUCGAUUUCACGAAUCCAGUUCACUUUAUUCCAUGAUAUAAGUAAGAAACUUCCAUGCGCGUUUUAUUUGGUUUAAGUAAAAUCUCUUGUAAUUAAUUUAUUCUACCUGAUAUGUGAUAAAUUUAUAAAAUGUUUGAACCUGGUUUAUGAAUUUUUUAUAUGUACAGUCAUGGAGAAAAUUAUAAAUACACUUGCAGUUUUGGUUAAUUUUCCAUAUU
This is a messenger RNA of Wyeomyia smithii (pitcher-plant mosquito), 3806 nucleotides long. RefSeq names its product A disintegrin and metalloproteinase with thrombospondin motifs adt-1 (gene stl). The record is from RefSeq and is a predicted model, not a curated record. NCBI's taxonomy places the organism in Eukaryota, Metazoa, Arthropoda, Insecta, Diptera, Culicidae. Gene Ontology annotation, molecular function: metalloendopeptidase activity. Gene Ontology annotation, cellular component: extracellular matrix. Gene Ontology annotation, biological process: extracellular matrix organization; proteolysis. Bases 547 to 3624 code for a protein of 1025 amino acids. The transcript has 14 exons.